Messenger RNA from Pimephales promelas (fathead minnow), 909 nucleotides. RefSeq lists its product as uncharacterized. Lineage: Eukaryota; Metazoa; Chordata; Actinopteri; Cypriniformes; Leuciscidae. The record is from RefSeq and is a predicted model, not a curated record. Gene Ontology annotation, molecular function: RNA polymerase II cis-regulatory region sequence-specific DNA binding; DNA-binding transcription factor activity, RNA polymerase II-specific. Gene Ontology annotation, biological process: regulation of DNA-templated transcription.
GAUGAUGCUAAAAGAGGAGAUUCAAGAUCCGAAAGAAACAGAAGAGAAAGAUCAGUUUGAAAAACAUUAUUUCACAACUGGAGAAAAAUCAUUAAGUUGCUCACAGACUGAAAAGACUUCACCAAAAAGUGCUCAAAAGACAGCAAAUAGAAGUUAUUUCACCUGCCAACAGUGUGGAAAGAGUUUCACUCAAAAAGGAAAUCUUAAAUGUCACAUGAGAAUUCACACCGGAGAGAAGCCUUUCACAUGUCCACAGUGUGGAAAGAGUUUCACACAUCAAGGAACCCUUUAUACACAUAUGAAAGUUCACACUGGAGAGAGCCCGUACACCUGCAAACUGUGUGGAAAAACCUUGAAUCGAAAAGGAAAUCUUAACACUCACAUGAGAGUUCACACUGGAGAGAAACCUUUCACAUGUGAUAAGUGUGGAAAAUGUUUCACACGUAAAGAGAGCCUUAAUAACCACGUGAGGGUUCAUCUAAAAGAUAGCUGUUGUAUAUGCCGUCAGUGUGGAAGAAGUUUCACAGACAAGAAACAGCUUAAGAGGCACGUGAAAACUCACUCUGGAGAGAAGUCUUACAUGUGCCAUUACUGUGGAAUGAGUUGCGCAAACAACACAAACCUUGAAGUCCAUGUGAGAGGUCACACUGGAGAGAAGCCUUACAGCUGCCAACAGUGUGGAAAGACUUUCAAUCGAAAAGAAAGUCUUAAGACUCAUAUGAGAAGUCACACUGGAGAGAAGCCUUUCACCUGCAAACUGUGUGGAAAGAGUUUUACACAUAAAGGAUCCUGUUAUAGCCACAUGAAAGUUCACACUGGAGGGAAGCGUUUCACCUAUCUUUAGUGUGAAGAGAUUCGGCAUCAAAUAGAUCUGAAAAGUCAUUUGCAGACUAGUUUAAGCAGUGUUUU